UGGAGCGGCAGCCGGUUCCGUCAACUGCAUGUAGCAUUGGUUCGCCUAGCCGUAAAAAGCUGAGGAUCGCGAGGCGACAGCAAACAAACAGCCUGUAUUCGCCAUGCGAGUAAAGAUCCUCUGUUUCUACGUUUUUGUUGAUCAGCCAUAAAAGUAGGUGGGAGAACGGCGGGCGAAUGAAUGAGAACGGCCAAAGUGACCUUGUGACUCCUUAAACCGUCAUUAUCAUCAACACGAACAUCACCAACAGCACACAUCCGCCGACGCGGCAUCAUCGGACAGCCAGAUGCAGCACGCAAACCGACAGCGCCGACGGCGGCGUGAGCGUUUCGGCAGUGCGUCGGCGGCAACUAGACGACGACGACGACAACAGGCAACACUGGAACGGAGCACAGCGGACUCCACAACAGAAUCGUUGGCUGUAUUAUACAUACGCUGUUUAUGGUAUGAGCGGUGUCUUCUCGUCGCUGAGGAGCUUCCGUCAGGUUUUCGCAGAGACAAACGUCCGAACAAGACGCUGCUCGUGUGCCAUCGUUCAAAAGACGCCCCUCGGUACAACAGCAAGGAUAUUUGCUGCUCUGCGUACAGCCAUUUCUCUAUCUAUAUCUGUAUAUGUCGUAUUUAUAUAAAUGUAGUGCUUAGACGUGCGUGUGCAUAUAGCCGUGCAUAGGCAUAUGUUCCUGCGUAUGUUUCCAGCGUCACCAUUGGGUAAGAGCGCGAGUCCUGUCCAAUCUAUGUUACUACUCUUAAUUUGUCUCGGCAUCAAAUGCCCAAACGGUCACAAACGCAGUGAUAAAAACGAACACUUUUUAAAGAAGAAGAAAGGCCAGUUGCUCUGUCGUGAAGAGACGAAUGAAUCUGACGGGCGAGUAUGAAUUGGUGCAAUGGGAUCCGUUGUUUUUGCAGUUCUCCUGCGGAUCUAACGAGCUGUAUAUAUGAGUGAAACGUCACGGGCGGGACUCACGUGUGUAGAGGUGAUCGAAGUCAUGGGGGAUAGUUAGCUCAAGGAACACUGCUAAUGCGAACAGCAGCGCUUGCAUCAUCAAUAGUGUGAUACAUUAAGCGGACAAGUCAAUAUAAAUCCCGUUUACAAACGACGGGCAUAAGCGGCAGUAUUACGAUAACGGUUACUUGUGAAUAAUCUGCCUCCGUUCUACUAACGUACGGAAGCUACCUUGAAGCUAAUUGAAAACGAACCCGUAGGAUCUGAAAUAACGUUACAGCACAGACAAUCCACCUUCAGAAGAACUGGCAUAAAGUUUUAAUUGCCAGAGCGUGGCUUUCCGAAAGUACGACCACGUACCAAGCAUAAGCUUGAUAGGGUUCUGUUUGAUAUUCGCUUCAUGCCGGAAGCCAGCUACUCGAUGUAAUGCUAACGCAACUCCGGACACGGAACAAAAAAACAUUAUCCUUUUUCAUGAAGCCACUGCAGUUACAAUUUGGGAUCACGUAGCAAAGUUUUCCGCAGGUCCGCUGGCCAUCGGUGCUGAAAGUUCUUCUGUUCGGUCCCCGACUACGACAAAUGGGCAGCCAGCAGGUCCAACAGAACCCGUCUUAACUUCAGCUAGCGGCAGUUAGUCUCCAGUUUGCGCAACUUAUUGUCGGCGAAACGCCUACGGAUGGCUACUUCAUUCGUUGUCGGAGUCGAUGUAGGUUCAAGGUCAGCUAGAGCUGCGCUCGUUACAUUGAGAGGCAACCUCGUUCGCAAAGCAGAUCGUCCCCUCGAGGUCAGGGAACAAAAGGGAGAAAUCUUCGAACAAAACGCAGACCAGAUUUGGAAUGCUAUUUGUGAAUGCGUACGUGAGGUGGUCUCGUCAGUUAGUGUGGACGAUAUUAAAGGAAUCGGAUUUGAUGCCACGUGCUCACUUGCAAUUGUCGACGUUGAAGGCCGGCCUGUCUCGGUAUCGGCAGACGGGGAUGACCGAUUCAACGUAAUCAUGUGGUGUGAUCACCGAGCGCGCGACGAAGCUGAACUAAUAAAUCGAGGAGGUUACCAGGUGCUUAGGCGGGUAGGAGGACGUAUCUCCCCCGAAAUGGAACCCCCGAGACUUUUGUGGUUAAAGCGACACAUGCCCCAUUCAUUCCAAAGGAUCAAGCACGCGUUCGACUUGCCAGACUACCUCACCUACAGGGCCACAGGUUCCCUUUCGCGAAGUCUAUGCUCUCUGACAUGUAAAUGGACGUAUGACGCCCAAAAAGGGUGGGACAAGGCUUUUUGGCGAGAAAUCGGUCUGGAGGAAAUAGCCGACAACCCGGAGAUAAUCGGCAAGCAAAAUGAGGUUCGGUAUCCGGGUGAUUUCCUGGGGACGUUGAGCAAAAAUGCGGUCAAGGAUCUCGGGUUGAGUAGUCAGACAAAAGUAGGAGCCUCAGUAAUCGAUGCCCAUGCUGGGGUGCUGGGAAUGCUAGGGGCGUUUGCUAAAGGUGUCAGCUCCGAACCUACCACUAGGUUAUGCUUGAUCGCGGGGACCUCAACCUGCCAUAUGCUGCUCAGUAAAAAAGAAAUAUUUGUAAAUGGAGUCUGGGGUCCGUACGAGGGAGCCAUUUUUCCAAACCUGUAUUUAGCUGAAGCAGGACAGUCAGCAUCGGGUAUGUUCCUCGAUCAUUUGCUGAUGACGCACAGCCGCUACAAUGAAGCAUUGGAGAAUUCGAAACGUUUCGGUCUACAUAUUGUGGAGUUUGUGACUCAAAUUCUCGAGAAUAUGGCCUCAUCAAACAGAUGCUCAGUUGAUGAACUUACCAAAGAUUUACAUGUCUAUCCAGACUAUCAUGGAAACCGAUCACCACUGGCUGACCCAAACAUGCGGGGCAUGAUUUCAGGCCUCGAACUGUCGAAUACCGAGGAAGAUUUGGCAAUAUUAUUUCUAGCGGGUGUCCAAGCCCUAGCUUAUCAGACGAAACAGAUUGUUGAUCAGCUGGAAAAGCAAGGCCACCGAGUUGAGUCGCUGCUUCUUUGUGGGGGACUAAUUAAUAACCCACUUUAUGUUGCUGCGCACGCGAACGUCCUCCAACGACCCGUCCUCGUGCCAGACGAAAACGAAGUCGUUCUAAUUGGAGCGGCCGUACUUGCUGCCCGCGCCUUGGGCUGCUUUCAGGAUCUAUGGGAAAGUAUGAGGGAGAUGUCGGGUAGAGCAACAAUCCGUUGGCCUGAUCAAGCCGUAGCUGAGCUUCAUUCCCGACGCUACAAGGCAUUUCUGAUUCUUCUAGACUGCCAGCUUGCCAUUCGCAAAGUCAUGAAUCCCAUAGAACGGGCGAGCGCGUAUUAGACAAGGACGAAAAGAGCUGCUUAUGUAACGACCAGCCGAAAAUUCCAGUUUGGGUGGAUAGUGUGAAAACUUCAACAAGUUAUAUACAUAUAUACGCUUAAAAUAAGUGACGGAAUGUAUGCAAACGUUUUUUUUACUUGGCUAUACUGUUCGAAUGGUAGGGAAAUGUAUUUUAACAGGAUGGAUAUCUAUAUAUUUACAGAUUAAGAGUGAACAACUUACAGACUUUGCAAAAACAAGUAGGUAUGAAAAACCGAAAAAAAAAAACUAACAGAUAAAAAAAAAUGUGAAUUAAUUGUUUCUUUAUUGAAGUAAUUAAGUUCUCUUUCUGUAUACUCGGCGUAGCAGGCGAAGGCCGAAUAGAAAAGCUUUCCUAUCAUUUACGCUAGAGGCACCAAAAUUUUUGCCAAUUUAGUUUAGCGUUUUUCGUAUGUUUGCAAAUAGAUUAUUUUUCUAACAAAUAAUGCCAUUCCGUAAAGUUUUGAAUAGUGUACGUCUGCAUAUUUCCAUGCUUGAUUUUACGCUGAAAUUGCCGAAAACUAUUAAGAUUUAAUUUGAAGAAGACUGUUUCUCACUAAAAACAGCUACAAAAGGUUUCUACUAAUUGUGUAUUAAGAAAAAAAGUUAGUUGUUGUUGCAAAGUUAUUGUGAAGAUUUUAAAGCAACCAUUGUAUACGUGUUCUCAAACAGCGAUCGAUAAGUUAGUAAUUAAGGAACAAAUCAACAUUGUUCGAGUACAUCAUUUAAAUUAUACUACCUAAAUUAAGGGUAUGACGUAAUAAUAGGAACGCAUAACGCAGCAUCCAACUGGACAGAAAUUUACGGCUGACGUGUAGCAUGAUAUCAGCACGUUUGAAAGCGUUCGGCUAUAGGUAUACAUAUUGUGGGCAGAAGAUAGGACGCACUAAAUGAUUCAUUCCGACUCUAUUCCUAGCUCACUACAGAGUAAUUUUUACCGAAAGUUUAACAAAUUCCUAUCGACGUUCAGCACGCUAGAGAGAAAACAGGAACAAGGCCUACCCUGCUAACAAUAUGGGCCAUAUAUACGUCGCCGGUUGUACUUUGGUUUUUGGUCAGGUCAGACUUCUCAUGAGUGUCAUUUCAUAGAGCAGAGUACCUUUAUCGACGAGAUAAAAUCGAGUAGACGCAAUUUCGAAAUCAUCAUUUUUCGAUAUCCAUCCCAAUUGUGCUACACGGUUAACGAAUAAGGCCUUCCGUCUACGCAAGGAUAUCCCUUAAAACCGGUAUUACUACUCGAAAGAUUAGUCGUUACGUCGAAAAGGUUGAACUGCCACCUUCGUCAUUGAAUGAACAAGCCAAGUCUGCCAGAAAGACCUUUUUCAUUCUGAAAUCGUAAAGUUAUACAGUUGCCCUUUUUGUGUGUGUGUUUAUUUUGAAUGUAUUUGGACUUCCGCAUAAUCACUCUUCUUCUAUUAUUUACGAGUCACAUGAUCCGGCUAGACUAACAGAUUUGGAUCGAUUUCAUAGAUGAAAUUUUCAUUCAAACGUUGAAAAGCAGGUAUAGGUUAGAAAUAGUGCUCAUCCGAAUACAUAUUCUAGUAGUACGUAUUAGAUGUUUACAAGAAGACCUUUUUGAUGAAAUUGUGUGUGUGUGCUCACCCGGGAAGAAUAUGUUACAUAUUACCGAACGAGGAAAACAUGCCACGCGCAUGCUGUAAGCUGAAGACUAUUCGCCUGCUAUAAAUUUGUCGGACUGUCCUUGUGGGAUUGUGCUCGAGAGAGACGAGACCUCAAAUGAAGAGCACCGGUAUAUAACGGCGAUUCGUUUUUUUAGAAUGAACUGAGACAGCACAGAAUGUGGAUAAGCCACAUGUACAAACACAAAGUAUCGAUAGCUUAGUGAAAAAUUUAUUUAAAAAAAAGGAUGCUUAAUUGCCGCGAUCCAAAUGGCCUAGAAAGACAGAAUGUACACCUGGAAUAACAGCGUUUCAGGAUGGAAAUCUAUUUUCUGUUAAAAAAAAAUAUUUUCAGAACUCUCAGUCGUUAGAAUUACUUCACAAGCCGAAGGAUAUGUCAAACUUUGUGUGCCUCAUGGUUUUAAGAGCUCAACAACCGCCAAUUGGACCAGCAAAUACUGGAGUGUAGCCAAUAUCUAUCGUCUAUUAAGAAGUCGCACCGUUGAAGUUGCUUCUUUUUACGCAUGGUACUGACUACAGAUCUUUCGGGACCCUACUUGCGGCAUUUUUCGAGAUAGCGCUCAUUCGCUCAUUGCUUUCAUUACGUCAAAGAUUACUGCAUAAAAUCUCAAACUAUAAUGUAUACAAGCCGACGUAUUGAGACAACGAACGCCGUUUUCAGAAGACAAAAUUCGGUGACGUUUGCCGGUGACUUGUUAGAACGUCGGGCAGACACCAUCAAACAUAGCGGACAAAUUCAUAUUUUUAUAGAUCCUAAAUAAAAGCUGGAGUUCAUGCUUUAAAGAAAUACGAGACAAAAGUUUAAUGUAUCUAAUCGCAUACGUAAUACAUACCUGUUGCGAGACAUCGUAUAUUUAAUUGCCCCAACUAAAGCUGCUUUUUUUGAAGUACUCUUCGCCGGAUGUAAAACACUUAUGUCACCAUUUUUUCCAGUUCUCAAGACACUUUGCGAUAGCCCUCAAAGAUUAUUCUUUUAGUUUUUCUACUGCAUCAAUACGCUCCCUUUCAAAAGAAAACUGGGGAACGUUGCAAGGAACUGGGUACAAUCAAUACGGGGGUUCGGGCAACACAUACAUAGAAUCUCUUGCAAACACUGCUGUAUGUAUAGUGAAGUGUUGGCCUAUUGAUUAUCGUGUCGAGGAUCCAGAACUUGGUGUGCCCCAGU
Varroa destructor (honeybee mite) is the source of this 6086-nucleotide messenger RNA. RefSeq names its product FGGY carbohydrate kinase domain-containing protein. Gene Ontology annotation, cellular component: cytoplasm. Gene Ontology annotation, biological process: carbohydrate phosphorylation; pentose metabolic process. The record is from RefSeq and is a predicted model, not a curated record. Lineage: Eukaryota; Metazoa; Arthropoda; Arachnida; Mesostigmata; Varroidae. Gene Ontology annotation, molecular function: D-ribulokinase activity.